AUGGAGCGGCUUGUCGACAAUGGCGUUGGCGUUCUCGAGGUAUCAGUGAAGCACAGCGGCUCGCUCUUUCUGUGGGCGGGGGCGAGGAGAGGCGCGUAUGCUAAGAACUCCUACGGCAACGAGUACUCAGCAGUGGGCGUGUGGGUGCUGGGAGAGACUCUGCGCAACGCGUGGGGGGAGGGCGUGGUGCGGCAGAAGCAGAGGGAGCUGAGCGACUACCUGGAGCACCAUCGCAUGGCUGUAGGCAUGGAGCUGGUCACAUCAGUGCUGGGGGAUCACGGGCAGAGACCGCUGCAGGAUUAUGUGGUGGUGACAGCAGUCACGGACAUGUCAAGCCACCCUCCGCGCUUCCUCUCCACACCCGAGGUGCUGCGCUUCUGUCACACCUGGCGCCUGCCCUUCAACUCCUACUGGCUCUUCCACUCCACGCGGUCGUGCUCACAGCUGUUUGCAGCAUACUCAGCGCUGAGUGAGGAGGGCACGGCGCACUCAGUAGAGGAGACGCUCACUGGAAUCGCAGACGUCACCAUUGCAGGCACUGCGUCGCAUGGGAAGCUUCAAGGAAACAUCAUGGAGGGGCUGGUGGCGAGGCUGGUGAGCCCCAGGAGCCUGCAGCAAGUGAGGGAGCUCAAGGCAGAGAUGCUGGCCGGCCCGGCGCCCAGCUACUCCGUGGGAGCAGGCACGAGGCUGAGAGAGCUCUUCUCUCAACACGACUCCAUGCGCGAGCGCAUCGCCCAUCUGGUGGAGGAGGCAGGAGACGCCAUGUGCAGUGAAGGGCAGUGGGGGGAGGGUGUGGCGGGGGGGUAUGGGAGUGGAGGCGAGGACGAGGAGGGGGGCACCGUGGUCGACGGGGAGGAGAGUGAGAGUGCGGGGAAGGCGAAGCAGAGGCGGAGGGAGCAGCAGGAGGAGGAGCGGCAUGUGUCUGACUGGAUGAACUCGCUGCUCAGCUGCAGUGCUGCAGAUGCAGAGACGAGCAAGCUGCAGGCCAUGCUGCGAGCGGUGAAAGCCGAGAAGCUCAAAGUGAGGUUCAAGUCACACCCCUGGCCCCUCCCCACCUCGCCCUCUCUCCUCGCCCCUGCCCCCUCCCCUGCCCCCUCCCCUUCCAUCUCCUCCACCUCCACCACCACCUCAUCCUCCUCUUCUGCUCCCUCCUCCUCCUCUUCCUCACACCAGCCGACCUCAGCGCCCCUCUCUCACCAUCUAAUUACUGUUCACGCCUUCCAAGACGCAGCCUUCCGCAGAUACCAGCAACUGAUGCGCAAGGACCCUAGUCUGUGGCCGCUCUACCGGGGGUUCUUCCUGGAAGCUGCGGUCGUGGAGGUGGACAAGGGCACGGGGAAGCAGUUGGUAGCUGCAACGGCUGAUGCCGCCGCUGCUGCUGGUAAUGAUGAUGAUGAUGAUGAUGAUGAAGUGCGAAGCGGGCGGAAGGAGAAUGCCAAGGAUCUGAGACAGGAGGAGAGUGUGGAGAGUAAGGGCAGGGAGGAGGAGGAGGAGGGGGAGGAGGAGGGCGGGGAUAGGAAGCAGGUGCCGCAUGUGAUGCUGAAGAUGAAGUUCCUACCGUACAAGCUACGGACGUUUCUAAUACGCAACGGACUCGGCACGCUGCUGAAGAAGGGGCGCCAUGAGUACAUGGCGUAUGCUACCAGUGAGAGUACGCUGCUGAAGAAGGGGCGCCAUGAAUACAUGGCGUAUGCUACCAGCUUGCACAGCAACCUGCCCCCUCCUCACUCUCCAGCUGGACACCUGCUUUCCUCUUCCCCCCAUCCCCCCUAUCCUCACUGGCGCUGUGUGUGUGGGAGCAGGCUGCUCAAGGUGUGGGGCACGUCCCCUGCUGCCACUCACGAGAUGACUGCGCUCUGCCGAGCAUGGUGCGUGCACGAUGCAGUGCGGUGCAAUCGAGUGCGAUGCAGUGCGCAGAGCAUGAUGCAGAUAAGCUGUCCGCUGCCAUAUACCUCCUCCUUCCUCACAUCCCGCCUCCAUUCCGCUCUCCCCCCCCCUGUCCCUCCCAGGGCGGACUAUGUGCUAGGCCCACCCUCGUCCCCCCGCCCGCCCAAGUCCGUCUCAUCCAACUCCUACCUCGACUAUGCCGAACCCUUUCUUGCUGCCUACGCCAAGAGGGGCGCAGCACAGGCAAAGGCAGUGGGGGCCGCAUGGGAGGGGGAAGCAGGGGAGGGGAGCGAGGGGAAGAGAGGGGAGGGGAGUGAGGGGACGCGGGGGGAGGAGAGUGAGGGGGCGGCAGGGGGAGGGGAGGGGAGGGGGGAGCAGGGCAAGGGACUGCUGGUGUUUUUCCCGGGGAUCCCUGGGUGUGCCAAAUCCGCUCUCUCAGAAGCCCUUAUGCAGAUGGGUAGAGGCAGCGGGGGCGGUGGAGGCAGUGAUUCAGCUGAGCAGGCACGGACUGGCAGGGAGGGCGAGUCGUCUGCGCAGGGAGCGAGAGACGGGGGGGAUGCUUCAGCGGACCCUGUUGCAGGAGCAGAGGCAGGGGCGGUAGAGGAGGAGGAUGGGUGGCAGGAGGUGACGAGAGGGAAGGGCAAAGGGAAGAAAGGUGGGAGAGGUGGCGGGGAGAAAGGACCGGGGGCAGGAGGGGGAGGUGGAGGAGAAAGGGGAGGAAGGAGAGGGGAGAGAGCGACAGGGGGUGAGGGAGGAAGCAAGGAGGGAGGGGAGGGAAGAAGAGAGGUGGAGGAGGGUGGAGGGCCGUUGGGGGAUGGGAGGGAAUGCUUGCACAUUAUGGGCGACAAGACAAUCGGAAAGUACUGGAAGGUGUUGGGGGCGCGCAUGAGGAAGGAGAGGGGGGCGAGUGUGAACGUGCUGGCGGAUAAGAACGCCCCUAACGAGGAAGUGUGGAACCAGAUAGAAGCCAUGUGCCACGACACAGGGCUGAUAGGCGUGCCUGUUGUGCCUGCCUCGCUAGGCACACUGCACAAUGCCUUCGACUGGCGAGUGCUGGCGGUGUUUCUUUUCCGCGUGAUUCAACGCACCAAUCAUCCCGGCGAUCUGGAUUCAAGCUCGCCAGCACCGGGCCAAGUGGUGCUCAACUUCCAUUCGCUCUACGGCAGACAUAACCGGGAGGAUUUUGAGGCGGAACUGAAGCAGCGCUUUGGCGUGCUCGUGACCAUGCCUGUAGUCAAGCCUGACUCCCCGCCACUACCAGAAGAGAUAGCUGGCGUCAUCAAGACGGGGCAUAAGCUGCGGGAAAAGAUAUGGAAAAGACACAAAGGCAAGGAGCCUCUGAAAACGCCAAUGGCAGAGGAGGUGUUAGAGUGGGAGGGGGAGUUGAGAGCGGUGCUGCACAAGCAUGCCCCCUACCUCACUUCCAUCCAACUGCCUCUGGACCAAGUGGUCGCUACAGUCCAAAACCAGCUACACCAGAUCGCUACAGGACAAAUUCGGCCACUGGUCACCGCCAAGACGAGCUUCCGCAGCAUCCAACUGGCAGCGGUGGUGAUUGAUCCAGUUGCUGAUGUGGCGCCAGGUGGCGCUGACAUGGCGACGAGCGGGCGGCAGUUAUUGCAGACGUUGGAAGAGCUGGCACGAUCUGAUUCUCGCAUGGCAGAUUUCUGGAAAACAGCGGAAGGCCCUUUGAGAAAGAAAUUGGAAGUGGGUGGCGGUGGUGGUGCUGCUGGUGGUGAUGGUGGCAGCAGCAGAGGGUUGGGGUGGCUGCAUGUGACGCUGGCACACAAGAAGGAGCAGGGCGUGCCGGCAGUGGUGGGGUAUGCUCCCAUGGAGGGGCGUGCAGUGACGGUGCUGGCAACGGCGCUGCUGUUUGAUCAACACGUGGCUGCUCUCGCCGUGGAGCUAAGGGGAGGGAAGGAUGGGGAGGCGGUUCGCUCGCUCAAUCCGUUUGCGCACGUCACUCUAUGGCAAGCGGAGGGGGCCAAGGCCGUGCAAUCGUUGGACCUACCCAAUGCGGUGGAGCGUGGGGAGGCCACGCGUGUGCCCUUCCCUCGGCCGAUAGAGCUUAUAGGAACUACCUCUGCUGCUGCGCGCUUCCCGCCACGUUGUGCUGAGCCUUUCCUUGCGCUGAGCUUCCGCCUGUUCCGAGCUUCCGCCUUGCGCGUCCGCGUGCUCCGCGCGCCCGCGGGCAUGCAGGGGAAUGAGGGCGCGGAGGGACCUUCUGGCGGAGGCGGGGGAGCGGGGCGGGCGAAGGGGAAAGCGGCGGCGGAGGAGUUGGGCGGAUCGAAGAAAAAGGCGGGAAUCUUCCUGAGAGAACGUGAGUGGGGCGGGGUAGAUGGGAGAGAGAGGGCUGUUGAGAGAAAGCGGAAGGGGGAUUGA
This is a messenger RNA of Closterium sp. Naga37s-1, 4269 nucleotides long. The record is from the annotation of a GenBank genome assembly. Lineage: Eukaryota; Viridiplantae; Streptophyta; Zygnematophyceae; Desmidiales; Closteriaceae.